GCCGCGUCAUCGUGCUCGGGAACAGCUCCGGACAGAACCCGGUGUGUGUGUAUGAGUGUGUGUGUGUGUGAGACAGUGUGUGUGUGUGAGGGAGGCGGAGGGAGUGUAUGAAUGACUCCUCCGCCCUGGCAGACUGCGCUCAGUGUCCGGUAGGAAGGCGUCUGGGACGCGGCCUCUCCUCUUCCUCUUCCAGAGUGAACAUGUGGAGGAGAAACGUGGAGCGGAAAACUUUUUGUUCCACUCAGUUGCUGUGAAAGUUUUUUUUUUUUUCUUUUCGAAACACUUGGAGGAGUUUUUGUCUGCGCUCGCGCAGAGGCGGUGUACCGGAGCUGGAGCUGGAGUUGGCUCGCGGAGCCGGUCACGUGAGUGUGUGAGGUGUGUGAGGUGUGUGUGCUGUGGACCGGUGGGAGGUUCGGUCUCUGAGGACGCUCGAGGCGCUUUUGUCCUCUUUUACCUGUCGGGUGACUGAAAGCUGAUCUACCGACUCGAGUUCUCUCCCUGUAACGCGCACGAGACACCAUGCACCAGCGGCGGGAUCAUCCUGCAACCGGCACGCGCACCCGACCCUUCUGUGUCUGAAACAAUAAUAAUAAUCAUAAUAAUAAUCAUAAUAAUCAUAAUAAUAAUGACGAAGUUCUCUUUACAGACUAGGAACACGUUUACGCCUGGAAGCGCGAGCAUCUGAGUAACUUUUACACGUUUUCGGUUAAUCCAUCUAUUUAUUAUUGUUAUUGUUACUAUUUAUUUGUAUAUCAGAAAUGGCUCUGUCCCAAAUUCAAUGCCUCGACGACAACCACGUGAACUGGCGCGUGAGCGAGUCCAAACCGGAGUUCUUCUACAGCGAGGACCAGCGGCUCGCGAUCGAGGAGCUGAUCACCGGCGGCCGCGAGGCCUUCGACGCGUACGUGAAAGAGCGCGAGCUGCGGCCCUUCCUGUCCGAGCCCGAGCUCGAGCGCCUCUGCCGCUCCGUGGAGGACUACCGGCCCGGGACCGAGCAUCCCAAACCGGACACGGCGGACAGAGAAGAGCGCGCGCUGUCGCUGCAGUACUGGCCCGACCGCUCCGACAUUUCCAUACCGGAUUUAGACCUGGGCUGGCCGGACUGUAACUCGUACCGCGGAGUCACGCGGGUCAACGUGUACACGCAGCCACCCGUGGACGGCCAGACGCACAUCAAGGAGGUGGUGAGGAAGACCAUCGCGCAGGCGCAGAAGCUCAUCGGCAUCGUAAUGGACGUUUUCACUGACGUGGACAUUUUCAAGGACCUCCUGGAUGCCGGCUUUAGGAGAAAAGUGGCGGUGUACAUCAUCAUCGAGCAAAAGUCUGUUCAGGACUUUCUGCACAUGUGUGAUAGAGCGGGCAUGCACGGCGGACACCUAAAGUAUCUCCGGGUCCGCUGCAGCGGAGGCUCCGAGUUUCACACGCGCUCAGCUAAAAAAGUGCAAGGCUUACUGAGUCAGAAGUUCAUGUUUGUGGACGGAGAUCGCGCCGUGUCGGGAUCAUACAGUUUUACAUGGAUGGCUUCCCGCUUGGACCGCAACCUUAUCACGGUCCUCACCGGACAGGCAGUGGAGACCUUCGACAAGCAGUUCCGUGAGCUCUACUUGACUUCCCGUGGCGUCAACCUCUCCAAAAUCCGUCUGGCUGACCUCCCUGAGCCCGAACCAGUCCCUGUCCCUGCACCCGCCUCUGUUCCAUCAGCGGCUGUUGCCAGGAAACUCAUCAACCCCAAAUACGCCUUGGUGGAGACGGCAAGUCGAACCUCCUCAGACAAAGCCCCAAGUCCCAAGGAUAGCUCGCAGAAUCCCUUGCCUCAGCCGGUUAAACGCCAACGUGAGUUAACUGAGGACCUGCCCAAACACCCGGGGCUCAUAGGGUUACCAAAGGCAGAGCUCAUUCAAUACCUGCCCACAUGGCCAGAACCGGACCCACCUAGUGAUGUCAUUGGCUUUAUCAACAUUCGGGACACAAGCAAGCCACUGCAGCCGCACUUGAUGCGCUCGCAGCUGUUUGAAACAUCGCAGGCCAUUCGUUUCAAGGACCCAUUUACCGCUCCACCAGAAGAGCCACUGCCUGAAAAGGCGAGUCCACGUGUUAGAGCUACUCACACCACCAAAACAAACCCACCAGACACCCGUGUGGAACCAGUGGAUAAACCUGAUGGAAAGGUUCCAAAGGAGACCAAGUUGCCAACUGACUCCCCAGACACUGUGAACCCUGGCAACUCUGUUUCGCCUCCUAAACCAACACAGCCUCUUCAGGACAAACCCCAGACACAGGAAAAUCCUCCGGCGCCUCCUGUGCCAAAGCCACGCACCCUACAGCUAGUGAUGUCCGCAGGCGAUGGGCCCGAUAACAUGCAAGUCAGUGUGGUCAGGAAAAGUGAAGUGAAACCUCAUGAGAAUUCCAGCUCGGAGGAGUACAGAGAAGAACCUGAGGUGUCUAAUUCGGCGUCCGCCAAUCAGGAUUCAGAUAGCAAAACUAAAGACAAUGACAUGGACAGUAACAAGAGUCCUGAAUUGGCCCAUUUAGCACAAGACGACUGCUCGACGGCAUCAGAUGAGUACUACGAGUGUACCGACCCAGACCACAGCAGGCUCGCUAAUGGUGGACCAGUUGGCUCGGGACGGCUUGGAGAGCAUGUGAAUAUAAUGGCACGAUUCUCACAAUCCAUGCUGGACCUGAGGCCAGAUAAAAGCACCGAUCUGGAUCCCACAGACAGGAACUUGCUGAACAUACAGAGCAGAUACAGAGGAAAGGUUUAUCAGCCAAUUGAAAUCUCAUCCAUACGAGAAACCUACAACAGAGCCAAAGUAGUGAUCGCCAAACCAGGAGUGUUCCAUCGCCCUCCGAAAAGUAGCGCCCGUGUAAUCGGAGGGCACCGAUACUGGCAAGGCAAACUGGGCACAACGCAGCCUGAUGCUGAUCGUACCAGCCGCUCCCCCUGCAGAAGGAUCCCGUCUGGAGGACUCAAAACCAGCCAAUCGUCAACUCAACGUGUCUCUCACACACACUCCCCUUCACCAAGGAGGAACGAGACGCAGAUGCCGUUAGGAAUUCAUAUUUCUAAACUCUCCAGCCUCCGAAACCUUAGGGGCAGGGUACCAGGAGUUAUGGGUGACAAAAAGGUCACACACGGGCACAAGCAAUGUUAACUGGAAAUACUUGGGACUAAGCAGAAACUAUGUAUGUACAUAGUAAUUUACAUGAGCAUGUGACUACAACAAAACCAAAUUGAUUUCUGAAUUGUUUUCUCAGUUGAAUGCAAAUUUUAGUUGUUGCUGCCCUGAGGUACUUUUGGAACAAUCAUGUGGUGCAGGUUGGUGGAUUUCCCCAGUAUCUUUUCUCCAUUCUACUUUCAGGACUUACCCGCACGUGGUAUCUCUGGAUCUUGCUUUCAAAAUGGUGGAUGCAGAUUAAAGGAAACUGGAGGAAUGCUUGAUAGUGGCCUUUCUUAUCAUGUGCUAGCCCAAAGGAUUUGGCUGGUACCAUUUUUUUUUUGGAACGUGUUCUCUAAUGUUUGUCUACAAGACAUUUGGAAAGACACGCUCAGGGGAGCGAGGGCUCAAUGUGAAUGUGGGUUUACAGCCAAAAUCGUAGCAGAGGCACAUUUACAAUGACUCAUGUAGUGUGUCCUGGACAAUUUGUGUCUCACACACCAUGUUAUGGGGGUUGCUUUGAAUUGAAAUGGUGAUGGAUUUGGGAUCAUGGUGGGUGAACAAGAUAACGCAUAUGUUACAAACCAGUUUUUUUGCUUACUCACAAAAAUCAAAGAAAACAACAAAAAAAAAAAACAGUGUUGAAAUAUUCCGUCAUCCCGCACAUACGGUUUCCAUGUAA
Molecule: messenger RNA, 3840 nt
Organism: Pangasianodon hypophthalmus (striped catfish)
Lineage: Eukaryota; Metazoa; Chordata; Actinopteri; Siluriformes; Pangasiidae
Gene: sack1gb
Product: protein FAM83G
Exons: 5
Coding region: 759-3155 (798 amino acids)
Source: RefSeq, a predicted model, not a curated record